Messenger RNA from Drosophila obscura, 1077 nucleotides. RefSeq lists its product as uncharacterized. The record is from RefSeq and is a predicted model, not a curated record. NCBI's taxonomy places the organism in Eukaryota, Metazoa, Arthropoda, Insecta, Diptera, Drosophilidae. Bases 133 to 1053 code for a protein of 306 amino acids. The transcript has 2 exons.
GCCGCCCAAGGUGCGUGUGCACUUCCGUUUGCUUCCGCUUUCCACGUUCCCCGUUCCACGUUGCACGGACAGACGGAUACUAUAAAAAGAGCCAGCUCCUCCCCAUGGACAGGCAAACGGUCGACAGUCGCCAUGUCCACAACAAUAAGAGUAGCGCUGCUCUGCUUUCUGUUGCAUCUGGUGGGCGCUGCGGCUGCAGCUGACACUUCCGGCCAGCAGCUGCUCCUCGCGCGUCCUCAGCGCAGCUCCCUCUUCGCGGAGUCGCCUCCGUUGGAUCCGUUCGCUUCCUUCGGCUCCAUUGGCCACCUGGCGGCCAGCUCGCCCGGCUGGAACAGCGUGACGCCGAUUGGCGGGGAGUGGGCCUACAAUCCGAUUGGCCUGGGCCACAUGAGCAAGGAUGAGCUGGUGACGCUGCUGGAAGCCUGGCGAGAGGUGGAACAGGAAGCGGCCACCAGCCCAGCGCCGGAGGAAACCACCACGAAGCCAGCACCACCACCACCACCGCCACCAACCGUGCGUCCCCGUCCACCUCUUCCUCCUCCACCGCCGCCGCCGCCACGUCCAGUGGUGCUGGCGCCUGCUCCCAAUCCGCUGCCUCCCGGCACUCCGGUCACCGUUCGUCUCCCCGCCUUUGUGCCAGUCCGGCUGGCGGCCAUGUUCACGCCUCCCGCGGCCGUUGCUCCUGCAGCUGCUGCUGCUGCUCCCGGGGAUGACCUGCUGGUCACUGACAAUCAGCCAGACGACGAUGCGAUGCCCCGCCUCUUUCGCUUCAUGCAGAUUACCCCCUCCGCCCGACGCCAGCAACAGCAGCAGUUUGUGGUGCGGAAUACGCUGGACAGCAUCGAGGCGGGCUCCUCGCCAGGAGCCAGGAAUCGCGUGAAGCCCAGCCCCAGGGCGGUCCCACAGCUAGAACCACAGCUAGCCCCACAGUCAGCCCCGCAGCUAGCUCCAGUGUCUGCCUUCCGUCCCAGAUUCGGAAUGCCGUCCCAUCUGUUCAACAGUCGCCUGGAGCUCGUGCCCUCGUCCCAGAUCAUCGGCGAUUGGCGGGAGUGAAGCGAACCAAAGAGGAGCCCAGAA